ACCGAUAUGACAAAACUCUGCCGUUUUUUUCAUCCUCUCGGAGACAGAGAGAACCCGACGAGUAUGAUGAGAUUCCUUUUUGUUAACAAGAAGAAAGAAAAAAAGGAGGUCGAAGAAGAAGAAGAUCGAGGACUAAGGGAUUGGAAAUUAGCAGCAAGAAACCCUAAUUAUUUCUGUUGCGAUCAUGAUGAGACCCGUCGUCGUCAUAGCCCAGUAUUUUCGCCGAGGGAAAUCACUUGGGUAUCGCCAGUCCCGCGAUUUUUCUUCCUUGCGUACUCGUGAUCCCCUUGGGAAUACUAAUAGGGAGCUAUUUGCCGCGGUUAUGAGGGGUCAUCUUCUUGAUAUUGUUGUUGGAGCGACUUGCGGAACUGGUCUUGCUGCUCUUGUAUUUGGGUAUUCAGGAGGAGAGCGUGAGAAAAUGGAACAGGAAUGGAAGCAGAAGCAGCUCUACAUUGAUGAUCUUGAAAGGAGGAUGGAGGAGAAAUUUAAGAUUUUAUUUCUCAAGACCGUUAUCAUGGCAGACUGACAUAGGAUGUCAUGUGUAAUAUUUUAUGUGUUUUUUCGAUUUGCGUAUUUGUGUUUCGUUUAUGAAUAUGAUGUAGCUGCUGCGCUAGUGGAGUAAUAAUGGGGUUUACCAAUAAAAUCUGGAGAUGUAAGGGUUUUGGCAAAUACUUCUUUUCAUUUUGUGAAGAAUGAGUGGUCUCCUGAAAUUCGUCUGCAUGCUUUUAAGAUGCUUCAGCAUCUGGUCAGACUACGAUGGGACGAAUUAAGUCCUCCGGAGUGCAGGGAUCUUGUUAAUGUUUCUGUUGAACUAAUGUCAGAGGUUGCUAAUGCAUGCGAGAAUUGGCCUCUUAAGAGUCAGUCAGCUGCCCUUGUAGCUGAGAUAGUUAGAAGACAAGGACCUGAUCUUUGGCAAGAGAUAUUUACAUUAUUGACUUCCUUGUCUGCUCAGGGCCCCGUGCAAGCUGAAUUGGUCUUGAUGACGCUGAGAUGGCUUCCUGAAGAUAUUACAAUUCACAAUGACGACUUGGAAGGUGACAGGCGUAGGCUAUUGUUGCGGGGACUUGCUCAAUCUUUGCCUGAGAUUUUGCCUUUAUUGUAUAAUCUUCUUGAGAGACACUUUGGAGCUGCAAUAAGUGAAGCUGGUAGGCAACACGUUGACCUGGCAAAACAGCAUGCAAAUGUGGUUAUAGCUUGCUUGAAUGCCAUCGUUGCAUAUGCUGAUUGGGCUCCUGUUCCAGACCUUGCCAAAUAUGGAUUUCUUAGUGGGUGCAGCUUCUUACUUUCUUCUCCCGACUUCCGUCUUCAUGCUUGUGAGAUUUUCAAACUAGUCUGCUCUAGAAAAAGACCCAGUGAUGCUUCUACCGCAGAGUUCGAUUCUGCAAUUAGCAAUUUGUUUCAGAUCCUGACGAACGUCUCCAGAGAAUUUUUAUUCAGAUCCUCUUCAAGUUCUAGCGAUUUAGAUGAAAAUGAUUAUGAUUUUGCAAAAUGCAUGUGUGAAAGUAUGGCCUCUUCAGGCUCAACUAACUUGCAAUGCAUCUCUUCUGAUGGUGGUGUUAUGGCUCUUUACCUUCAGCAGAUGCUUGGCUUCUUCCAACACUUCAAGUUAGGCCUUCACUUCGAGGCACUUCUCUUUUGGCUGUCAUUGAUGCGGGAUUUACUUCCAAAGCCCAAGGCUGCGACUUAUCCAACUGGUGAGGGAUCAUCAACUGGCGGUGUGGUUAGUUCAAGCCAGGUUGAUAGUGAAAAGAAAAAAGACUUUUUAGUCUUAUUAAUGAUGAUAUCUCUAGCAGUCUACUGGAUGUAUCUUUCCAGCGGAUGUCCAAGAAAGAAAAUGUUCCUCCUGGUGUUACUGUUUCGAUUGGGCCCCUGGAACUCUGGAGUGAUGAAUUUGAAGGGAAGGGAGGAUUUGGCCCGUACCGAUCAAAGCUGCUAGAAUUGAUCAAGCAUACUGCUUCUCACAAGCCUCUCGUCGCCAGUACCAAAGUAUCCGAAAGGGUGAUUACAUUCAUUAAGCACCUAUUGGCUUCUCCAGCACCCCUUCAGGAUGUAGCAGUGGUGGACAGCCAGCAAUUAGCACUUGAUUGUAUUGUGGCAACGAUUUUUGAUGGAUCAAAUGAGUUUGCUGGGGGAAGUUUUGAAGUUCAUUAUGCAUUACGUGGAAUAUACGAGGGUAUAUUGCAGCAUAUUCAAAUUUCCAAGGUUUUGGUUACUGCGAGGAUUUGAAGUUCAUUAUACUUGGUUUUCCGUUAUAUGCAUCAUGAUUUAGCUGGUCUUGCUGCAAGUCCUGACAUCAAAUUCACCGAGCAACAGGUCAAAUGCUAUAUGAAGCAACUACUCUCGGGGGCUCGAGCAUUGCCAUAGCCGAGGAGUUCUUCACCGUGAUAUUAAAGGAUCAAACCUUCUUAUAGAUGAUGGAGGAGUUCUUAGAAUAGGCGAUUUCGGGCUUGCAACGUUUUUUGAUGCGAGUAAGAGGCAACAGAUGACGAAUCGGGUUGUUACUUUAUGUUACAGAGCACCAGAGCUUCUUCUUCAUGGUGUUAUUGAGUACAGUGUUGGUAUUGAUUUAUGGAGCGCCGGUUGCAUUUUAGCUGAGUAAUUAGCUGGUAGACCGAUUAUGCCAGGUCGUAAUGAGGUUGAGCAGUUGCAUAGGAUAUAUAAGUUAUGUGGAUCACCUUCGGAAGAGUACUGGAAGAAGAUUAGGCUCCCAUCUACUCAUAAGCAUGCUCAUCACAAGCCUUUACCGCAGUAUAAGAGAAAAUUAAGAGAGGUUUACAAAGAUUUUCUCUCCUGAGGCGCUUUCUCUACUCGAUACGCUUAUAUCGCUCGAUCCAGCUCCAGAUGCGUUGAUGAGUGAUUUCUUCACGACGGAGCCAUUGGCAUGUCAACCUUCUGAUCUCCCGAAAUAUCCUCCAAGUAAAGAGAUUGAUGCCAAGAGACGAGA
Camelina sativa (false flax) is the source of this 2944-nucleotide messenger RNA. Its product is annotated as protein HASTY 1. Gene Ontology annotation, cellular component: cytoplasm; RNA nuclear export complex; nucleus. Lineage: Eukaryota; Viridiplantae; Streptophyta; Magnoliopsida; Brassicales; Brassicaceae. The record is from RefSeq and is a predicted model, not a curated record. Gene Ontology annotation, molecular function: nuclear export signal receptor activity; RNA binding. Gene Ontology annotation, biological process: RNA export from nucleus; protein export from nucleus.